UCUUUCAAACAGCUGUUUACAGACGAAGAAGAUAGUAUCCGGACUGACUGUUUAUCGGGGACAUGCCCCUAAGCUAGCAGCGAAGUCAACGACAAUUAUCAGUUAUUUUCAUGGUUACUACAGAAUGAAGAGACAUAAUCCACGACACUGCAGAUCUCUUUAAGGUGAGGUCUUUGAUUUUCUGUGGUUACCUUUGAGUGACGAGAACUGGAUGCGUUUACCCAGGCUAGCGUUAGCAUGCAGAGCUGUUAUGACAGAGUACAGCUGUGAUCACGACUGCUCUGCGGUGUUUUGUUUGUAAGUUUUUUUUUCCCCAUUUGAAACGUAUAAAACGGUAAUCUGCGUAUUUUGAAUCAUGUCACCUCACAGUUCUUGCGUCUAGUUUACAUCAUUGACAUUUACGUUAACCCAGAUGUUACUAACGAUUUGUAACCGACCUGACCGCAGCAGAUAGACAGGAGUCAGUUUUAAACGGAAACGACCAUUUUAAUGUAAUUUACCUUAAAUAUACUUAUAAAUUAUGAAUGUGGAUCUGUGGACGCUCAAAUAUAAUGGUUAUGAGAAUCCUGUUAGUUCAGGGUCUCCUGUAUUUUGCUCACCAACAGAGACAUUAUACCAGAUCGUGGAGCUGAAUUCAUCAUUCAGUUAACAGAUACCAUCAGGACUGUUACCAUGGUUACCAUCAGGCUUAUUGCCAUGACCAUCAGAACUGUCACCAUGGUUACCGUCAGGACUGUUGCCAUGGUAACCACUAGGAUUAUUACCAUGACCAUCAGGACUGUUACCAUGGUUCCCAUCAGGCUUAUUGCCAUGACCAUCAGAACUGUCACCAUGGUUACCAUCAGGACUGUUGCCAUGGUAACUAUAGUGACUAGGAACGAAAACAAAGUCACUGAGAGGCUAAGUGAGGGAGCUUCCGCAUUGGUGACUCGCUACACAAACCACAAGCCAUUUCCGUGUUUUCCGAUUGAGUUCACAUUUAUUUCCAACGCCGCACAAACAGACAGACAGGGCAAGGCAAGGCAAGAUGAUCUAUGGGCUUAGUUUGACGUUUAAAUCAAGCGGUCAACAAAAAAUACGCUCUCCCUACUCACCCCCUCUCCAUGCAGCCGCCGCAGCACCCAGGUGACUAUAUGUCCAUUCAUUCAAUCAUUCAAUCAACGCGCCUUGACCACACCCCCUCGUGACGUGCAUGAAAGGUGCAGCCCAGACAGUUGAUGUCAACACACACAAACCUAACCACUUCUGCAUAUGGCACCUACAACCCAGCCCCUAAUUAUUACCAUUAUAAUAAUUACACUAUGACAAAUAAAUGAACCACGAAAUCCACCAAUGUUCUUGUAAUAGUCCAUCAAUACAGUUCGUCAAUGUGCUCUUCUUCCUGGAACACAAGUCAAGUCUAGCCAAGUUCAAAAGUUCAAAAGUUCAGACACACAGCUUCACGGAGGAAAGUCAUGUCGUGCUGUCAGUCAGUAAAGUUAAUCAAACUGUCCUCCCAGAACGGAAGAGUCAGGCGUCCGAUUCCUGCAGAAGACAGACUUUGGUUAUGGGCCUUUCCAAGGAGCUGGUCUUGGUCUUGAUCUGCAGCCGUCGCACAAAUCCUCUUCUGUCUGGGAAGGUUUGGAUAACCCUUCCCAUGACCCACGAGUUCCGUGGUGCUGUUUCAUCCACAAUAAGCACAACGUCCCCUUCUACAAAGUUGCGCUUGAUACCAGUCCACUUCUGACGUUCCUGCAACUGUGGCAAAUACUCCUUAGUCCAUCGCUUCCAAAAUAAAUCAGACAUGUACUGGACCUGCCUCCAGCGUCGAUGAGCGUAGAUGUCAUCUCUUUGAAACUGCCCAGGUGGCAGGGAAGGAGAGGUUUUCAACAGCAAGAGAUGGUUAGGCGUCAGAGCUUCGAGGUCGUUAGGGUCGGUUGAGGCCUUAGUAAUUGGACGGCCGUUAAUGACUGCUUCCACCUCACAGAGGACAGUGUGCAGUCCCUCCUCGUCCAGAUUUUGAACUUUCAAGAUGGAGUUCAAGACCUUGCGCACUGAUCUGAUCAACCUUUCCCAGGCACCACCAUGGUGCGAUCCAGCUGGGGGGUUAAAAAUCCAUUUCACCUCCUUCUGAAGAAGAACACCAUUUAUCUGAGCUUGAUUCCAACCUCUGAUAGCCUCUCUCAGCUCACGCUCUCCUCCAAUAAAGUUCGUUCCAUUGUCUGAUCGAAUUUCUUGGACUUGGCCACGUCUUGCCAUGAAUCGUCGUAGUGCAUUAAUAAAGGCGUCUGUAUCCAGCGAAGGAGCCACUUCGAUAUGAACAGCCCGUAUUGCCAAACAGGUGAACAUGACUCCAUAUCUCUUUACAAUGCUCCUCCGGCUCUUAACCUCGAAUGGUCCAAAGUAGUCCACACCGACUCUGGUGAAUGGAGGUUUGUCUGGGCAGACCCUGUCAACAGGAAGAUCAGCCAUCAGCUGACACCCUGGGGCAGCUUGCAACCUGCGGCAGACAACACACUUUGACAAAAUUCUCCUUAUGGCUGUGCUGACCCCAGGAAUCCAGUAUCUUUCACGUAGUUUGGACAACAUGUAGUUGCGUCCUCCAUGACCAACUUGUUGAUGUAUGUGUCUCAGGAGAACGUCUGAAAUGUGGAGCUCUUUGGUCAGAAUGGCAGGGUGUUUUGCGUCUUCAGGUAAGGCUGCUCGGCUCAACCGACCACCAACCCUCAGGAUACCAUCCUCCGACACAGGAGUGAGCUUGAAGAUGUGACUUCUCCUUUUCACACUUUCGCCCUUCUGCAAACUAGAGAGUUCAUCAGGAAACCUCUUCCUCUGACAAAACCUGAUGAUUUCCUUUUCAGCUACCUGCAACUCGUCUACCGUGAGGAAACCUCUCGGUGCCAGGUCUUUGAACCCUCCUUUUCCAAGCUCCGAGGACGGUCUUUGUUGUUUCCCUGACUCCGACUGAGUGGACGCAGAGUCAGUCCUCUUCUGGCUGAGACCCCGCAGCAUGUUUUUUAGCCUGAGAAACCAAGCCACAGCCCUUCUCAGAUGGGUCCAAGAGGAAAAAUGAUGGAUUAGUUGAGUGGUUGCAUCCACAUCCUCUGAGGCCUGCACUGCAUUCACUGCCACACUGGCCUUGACUUCUGGAUCGUUCAGCAGGAGUUCGCCCAAGCAAUCUGGACUCACAGGCCAGUCUCGUUCAGGUUGCAGGAGAUAUGCAGGUCCUGACAACCACGCCUUGUUCCUCAGGAACAUGUCAACCCUCAGUCCCCUGGAGGCCACAUCUGCAGGAUUGCUUAGGGUGUUUACAUACUUCCACUGCGAUGGAUCUGACACUUUGAGUAUUUCUGCUACCCUGUUGGCGACAAAGGUACGGAACCUGGAAGUCUCAUUCCUGAUGUACUUCAGCACAGAGGUGCUGUCAGUCCAAAACGUUGACUCUAUUAAUGACAUGUGCAACUCCUUUUUCCAAAAGGUGUCCAGACGGCUUGCCAUUGUAGCAGCUGUGAGCUCCAUGCGGGGUAUUGAGACUGGCUUCAAAGGAGACACCCUGGACUUUCCCAUGACAAAGCUGCUGUGCAUCUGGGAACAUGCAUUCCGCAGGAGAAGGUAGGUCACUACACCAUAACCAUUAUUACUUGCAUCUGUAAAAUGGUGCAGUUGCGCCACAGUGACCUCACCAAAGUCUGGGGGUUUAAGGCACCGCGAAACCUGGAAGUGCUCUAACUGAUGGAGCUCCUUUAACCAGCUCGUCCAUUCCUGUGCAGCUGAUGGUGGUAUAGGGUCAUCCCAACCAAGUCUUUGCCUACACAGCUCCUGCAGGAUGAUCUUGGCAGAAAGAACAAUGGGACUCAGGAUUCCUAGAGGAUCGUAUACUGAACUGAUGACAGAGAGGAUCCCCCUCGUUGUCAGGGGCCUGUCCUGCACCAGGAUUCUAAACUUGAAGACAUCAGACUGUAUGCACCAUUGCACUCCGAGCACCCUCUCCACUGGUAGCAGGUCAUGGUCCAAAUCCAGGUCCUUCAUGCCCUUAGCUCUUUGGUCCCCUGGAAUUGCUGCCAUCACUGCACGGCUAUUGCUCAUCCAUUUGGUCAACUUAAAGCCUCCUUUGGCACAUACAGAGACCAGGUCAUGAUACAGUGCCACUGCUUCUUCCUCACUGGCCGUCGAUACCAGACAAUCGUCCACAUAAAAGCAGUGCAGAAUCCUCUCAAUGGUCUCUCGGCAGAACUGUUCUUCAUUGUCCUUAGCGCAUUUCCUCAAUGCAAAGUUAGCACAACUUGGUGAGGACGUUGCACCAAAAAGAUGUACCAUCAUUCUAAAGUCUACCAGGUCUUGGGUGCAGUCACCGUUGGGCCACCAGAGAAACCUCAGUAGAUCAGCAUCUUCCCUUGGCACCUUUACUUGGUGAAACAUGGACUCUAUGUCUGCCAUGAUCACUACCGGUUCUUUCCGGAAUCUGGCCAGGACGCCAAUCAGCGAGCUAGUGAGAUCUGGCCCUUGCAGCAGUUGAGCGUUGAGAGAUGCCGACUGGAAAGUGGCAGCACAGUCAAAAACCACACGGAUUUUUCCCUUUUGUGGGUGAUACACACCAUGGUGUGGGAUAUACCACAAUCUUCCAUCAGUACGUGCCAGCUCAUCUGAAGGUACUUGCUCUGCGUAUCCCUUGGUGACCAUAUCAUUCAUGAAAUCAGUGUACUGCUGAUGAAAUAACGAGUCCCUUUUGAACCUCCUCUUCAGGUUUAGAGCACGCUGCUCGGCAACCUUCUUGUUAUUUGGCAUGGUCACUGAGCUUCGCAGGGGCAAUGCAAUCUGGUAAUGACCAUCUACAAGCUUGGCUGAAUCCUGGACCAACUUCAUGAACUUUUGGUCCUCUCUUGACUGGCCAGGUUGCUCAUCGUAGCCACAUUCUGGGAAAUCUGUUCUGAACUGCUGCUGCCAGAGCUCCUCCAAGUUCAGGACUGAAAUUCUGUUAACGGUCGCAACAUCCAUUCCAUCGCCACUGUCUCCCCCCAGUGGCCCAUUAACAGUCCAACCCAAGAUAGUCUUGAUGGCAUACGGUCCAUUGUCCACACUACGGAUGACUUGUAAUGGUUCCAGUGCCCUUGGUACAUUUGUUCCAAUCAACAGCUCAACUUCGGAGUCGAUAUCAGGUAAGUGAACAUCUCUCAAGUAUGCCCACCUCUCGAGAUCCUUUUGACGCGGAAUAUUUCCUCUAUGCACCGGCAUGCACUCCUGUGUAUAGGUGUUGGGCAAAUCACAGUACGUCUCUCCGUCCAAACCGGCCACCUCCAGUCCCGUGACCACACAGCUGUUAACAACCUUCUCCUGACCCAUUGUCCGCAAAAGGAUUCUUGUCCUUUUUCCUGAGAGGUUGAGCUUGUUCAUGAGUUUCACUGUGCAGAAAACAGCCGUGCUACCUUGAUCCAAGAAGGCAUAAGUAGCCACUACAUGAUUACCUUUCUUGGAUUUAACCAAUACAGGAACUAUAGGAAGCUUGCACUCAUGGCCACCAGCCCCAGUCAACCCAUUAGAUACCAGAGCACAGCCCACUGCGGCGCCUGGUUCUUCUUCUGUCACUGGGUCCUUUUCCUUUGAAUGGAUGUGAAGCAUUGUGGGGUGUUUCAAACUACACACUUUGCAUGACAGGCGCUUUCGACAGUCCUUGCUGAUGUGUCCUAUACACAAACAGCCGAAGCAUAUUCCCUUUUCCCUUAAAAAGGUGAUCUUUUCAGUGUGAGUCAUCUUCUCCAUUCGAGAGCAAUACUCCAACAUGUGCCCACCCUCACAAAACAGACAGACUUUCUUGGCUGAUGAGGUUGUGUCUGGCCUCCUUCCUUUUGUUGCUGUGUAAUUGUGCUGUACAGUAGUCACUGUUGUGGCGAAACUACUUCCCUUUGGCCGAGAUCUAGGUUUUAAGCUGGUUCGAUUCAUGCCUCUGUUUACUGCUGGUGAUGAGUCUUGUAUGUCUCCAAAUACUGGGUCUGUUAGAAUCCUUGCUUGCCUUUCGAUGAAAUGGACAAUAUCAUUGAAUGUAGCCCUUUGGUUACGUCUUUCUUGUAUUUCACAAGCAGUUGUCCUCCAUCGAUCCCUCAGCUUGUAAGGCAGUUUUUUUAUUAUUGUCAGCAUGUUAGCAGGCAUAUCCAUUUCGAACAUAUACUGCACUUUGUUCAUCGCAUUUGCGCAGCCUCUGAGAAAUAGGCUAUAAUCUUGGAGAGCUUUAACGUCCUCUGAUUUUAUUGGAGCCCAUGACAACGCCUUGUCCAUAUAAGCAGCAGCAACCCUCUGUUCAUCCCCAAAAUGUUCUUGUAAUAGGAUUUUAGCUUGAGCAUAGCCCCUGUUUGGGUCCAUAUGCUGGCAGCUUCUCACAAGAUCUCUUGGACGACCUCUAGUGUAUUGCUCGAGGAAGUACAGGCAAUCACUAUGACUGUUGGACUUGCUUUCAACGCAGUUUUCAAAGGCUCUCAGGAACGUAUGGAACUGCAGUGGGUCACCAUCAAACACCUGGAUGUCUCUUUUAGGCAAGAGCGCAUGUUGCUGCUGUUGUAUCAGUAGUGUUGUAAUUUCAUUCUGUCUUUUCAUGAUGUCAAGAACAUUGUUUUGCUCCCCAUGACUUGCUGAAUCCCCAACAUUAAGACUGAUUCCAUGAUGUAAGUGAUCAUUAUGAGCAUUGAGCAGAGGAUUAAAAUCAGGUAAGUGGCUCUUCAAAGUGGGAGGCUGAAAGUGAGCAGCAUGGGUCGAGCCAUCUGAUUUAGGCCUUGUCACAGGGUCACGGUCCAUGAUUUUCGAUUGCUGUUUAGAUGUUUCCAGCCUCAGAGGAAUGAAAGGAGUGGCAUUGACAUUGAACUUUGUUGUUUCUUGUUCAUUUUUAACGUAGGAAUUCAUUGCAUUGGACUUGUCUGUUGUAGUACUUUUUGAACCAGAUAUGCUUGCAGCCCUUAGAACGCUCACUUUAGCCAAGUGUGCAGCAAUCUCUUCAUCCAACUUGAGCUUUUCCUUGCGUUUCCGUAUUUGCUGCUCCUCCUCUUCCAGUGCAUGUCUGUCCUGUAAAAGUUUUUGCCGUGCCAUCAGUGCAGCUAAAUCAGCUUCUGCCUUGAUACGAGCAGAAGAAGUUCCUGAUACGUUGGACCUUUUACCACUCCCAGAGCUUUUUCCACUCACAGCACUUUUUGCAGAUCGUUUGCUUUGCACAUUUGAUAUGCUAUCACUUGGGUUCACGUCAUCCUGUAGACCUUUAUAAGGUGUGAUGGGGCCUGUGUCCAAUGCUGCUGCCUGUAAAGCAUCAUCCAUUUGAGGGUCACACACAUGCUUUGUUGCUGCGGCCUCAUCAUUAUCCAUGAUAUUUAGAACAUGUUCAUUCUCAUCCAACCACUGAGUCACAUCAUCCUUGAAUGUACUGCUGUAACGUUCAAUACUGGAGAACCAAUCAUUCUGUUUAAGUUUUUCAUCCUCAGGUAACAGUGGAAUUAUUGUUUGAUGCAGGUUGAUAGCAGUAUCAAGGAGCUGAGUAAUAGUUUGCAAGUGAGAUUUCACUUCCUGUACAUUUUCCUUUCGUUUCAUCAGCUCUUUCAUUGCAGGUAUUAAGCCUUUUAUUUUAUUCACAUGUGUUUUACGUUCAUUUUGUAGAUUUACCACUUUAUAUGCCAAUGCUUUUGCAGUAAGUUUCACAUUCCUUUUAGCAACCACAGUUUCAUUGUUUUCCACUUGUUCCAUGGCUUCACUCAUAUUGUUCUUUUGAGAUUCGGCAGUUCAGUGGUUCGGGCAGUGAAUCCACAAUACACCCAGCAUAGUUUUAUUUUUCCACAGCUUGUUUCACAUCAAUUAACAUCGGAAAACACCACAGGUAUUUACUCUCAACGAGCAGGACAGGCUGUCUCAGCGGACUUUCACAAACGCGCAGCGCUCCCCAAUGAAUGCGCUGUAUGCGCUGUAAUCAAACUGCGUUCCGUCCAACAUACACAGAAUGAAUGGAUGCGAGUGAUACAGUCCUACCGGUCUGAAGUCCACGUUGCGAUCAGUCUGGCGUUGCAGUUAGACACCGUGUGGCGUGAUCGCGUCCGUAUAUGCCGUUCGGGUGUUGGUACUCCUUUUUUGUUGACAAAAUAUAGUGACUAGGAACGAAAACAAAGUCACUGAGAGGCUAAGUGAGGGAGCUUCCGCAUUGGUGACUCGCUACACAAACCACAAGCCAUUUCCGUGUUUUCCGAUUGAGUUCACAUUUAUUUCCAACGCCGCACAAACAGACAGACAGGGCAAGGCAAGGCAAGAUGAUCUAUGGGCUUAGUUUGACGUUUAAAUCAAGCGGUCAACAAAAAAUACGCUCUCCCUACUCACCCCCUCUCCAUGCAGCCGCCGCAGCACCCAGGUGACUAUAUGUCCAUUCAUUCAAUCAUUCAAUCAACGCGCCUUGACCACACCCCCUCGUGACGUGCAUGAAAGGUGCAGCCCAGACAGUUGAUGUCAACACACACAAACCUAACCACUUCUGCAUAUGGCACCUACAGUAACCACUAGGAUUAUUGCCAUGACCAUCAGAACUAUCACCAUGGUUACCAUCAGAACUAUUAUAAUCUUAGAACUAUAAACUAUACUAUAACUUAUAAUUUAUUAGAACUAUUAAAGUUUUGAUGGUCAUGGUAAUAGUUCUGAUGGUAACCAUGGUGACAGUUCUGAUGAUCAUUGCAACAGGCCUGAUGGUAACCAUGGUUACCAUCAGAACUAUUACCAUGAUCAUCGGAACUGUUGCCAUGGUUUCCUUCAGUUUCUAGAUCAGACUGUUAACCAUAAAACUCUUGAUAUCAAGUUCUACCAAAUGUUCCACUAUAGCUGGUUUUUAAGGACAUCUGUUACUUUAGACUUGGGUACAAACAUCAAAAAUACUGAAUAAUUUGGGGACAUACUCAGUGAGGGAGUUUAGACCUGCUAAAUGCAUGGCUGAAGGAUACAGCUCGUACUAAGAGGUUUCUUUGACUGUUGGGUGACUGACUCAGACCAAACACAAGAUUAGCUCAGGGAUCAAUAAUCACAGUCUCCAUCUGGGGGUCACAAGCGUUCAGUGGUUCAUGUCCUCUGGGUUUACAUACAUAUGCUGUACUUUGCUCUGGAUAACUCUACACUCACUUGAGACCAAAUCUGUUAGUAUGAGCGGCUCCUGCAUGAGGUCCAGUAUCUUCAGACUUGAGGAAAGCAUCUUUUGAUGCCCUUAAACUAGGAGACCCUUGAGACAUGGUUUAAAAAUCACACAGCAUAUAAGUGAUAACAGACUGGUUUGUUUCCCAGGUGUCACCAUGCUCCAGGAGCCCUCCACGGCUGAAGAUUGACGCGUUAAAAUAAGAAGCUGCUGUCUCUUCUGCUGCGGUCAUGGGAACAACGAUGAGUGAGCCGUGUAUCUACGACAAACUGUCUGAGAGCAUCGACAUCCUCCGACAGUCGGGCUACCGUUAUGGCAUGUCAGAGAGGGAGAUCGAGAGAUUUAUCAAGCAGGUCCUGGAGACCAACGAGCCCAGGAGAGAGCCACCACAGUUUCCCAUCAUGAGAGCCACCAUAAAGGUCAGUGUGUGUUAACAGUUUUAUACUGAAUUAGUCCAGACCUAAUCAUGUAAAAGUUCUGAAAAUCCCUUUGAAGAGCAGAGACUCUCCCCAAUGCAGAUUGUGUGUAAAGCUCCAGUAUGAAUUUUUUUUUGAGCAGGGCUUGACACUAACUUUUUUUUUACAAGGAGCACACAAAGAACUUUAGGAGCACAAUGAAAAUUGAUCUAAUAAUGAUCAAUUUAUUCCUCCAGAGUGUGUCGUGGUGAAGCUCUCAGUGUUCCUAAUGUUUUCCUUCUUAUCUCUGCAGUUUGUAGUGGCAGUGGGUUUCCUCCUCAUAGUGGUGCUGGCCUUCACCUACCCUCAAAGUACCCCCCAGCUGGGUCUAGUCCACCUGGGCUGUUACAACUGGUCUUCGCCCCUCAGCCAUGUCCGCCUGCUGUCUCUGCCCAUCGCUAAGAAGUACAACCUGCAAGGUCUGAAGCUUUAUCAACUCUGAGUCACUCUCACAGCGACAAACACACAUGCAGCCCAGGACACAGUUUUCGGCAUGUCUCUGUGUUUGCUGCAGGUUUCCAUGAGUGGUGGAGUGCCGGCUCUCUCAGACAGAAUCUGGUGAACUGUUCAGGCUGUGCAGAGAUCUCCUCGGUGCUGGAGGUCCCAGAGAGCCUUAGAGGGACGGUGACUCUGCGCCGAGGACCACAGCUGGUCCUGUUGAAGGUCAGAUGUCGACACAUACAGGGUCCUUUGCACACAAAUAACUCCUGAACCGCUUUUUACAUUAGAAGUGGUUCAUCUUUACUGAUUUCUGCCUCCUCAUUCUGGUUGUUCUCUCGGGGCUCUGCAGGGUGGGGAGUCUCUCAGCGUCCAGCGGCAGCAGCUGGAGGAGCUCUACUUGGCUCACUCAGGCUCAAUGUCCAUCCUACUGGAGGAGGACGAUGGUCUGCAGAACCUCAACCAUGGCCUUCCCCAAGGACCUGCAAACUUCACCCUGCUCUGGUACACACUUCUUUUCCAUAUACAGAUUUCUGGAGUUAAGGAAUCAAGGCCACCUACCCAAGUGUUUUUCCACACAGACUUGGACCUGGUCUCUGAAAUGUCACUCACAUGUCUCUGAAAAGGAGUUAUGAAGAUCAGCAGUGGUGCUGAAAUCAUAUUGAAUGACUGUGUGUUAUUUUUUUGUGCGUGGUUUUGUUUGUGUAGGCGGUUCAGCUCUGGGACCAGGGAGAAAGUGUUGAGGUGGCUCUUCCCGAAGGCUGAGCUCUGCCCUCUGCUGGACAGCGCUGGAACUAUUGUGCAGCGCUGCCUGGUCACACACAGCACAAACUCCCAGAGCAAGGUGAGAACGCCGAUCAAGAUGGGAGCUCACUAACAAACUGAAGAGGAGGGAUCUUAAACUGAUUUUUGUGCCUGCUUUAACAUAUUUACAUGGAGACUGAGUGAGGAGAACUUGAUACAGAUGCAGAUGUUUCCUUGACUUUGGGGUGAUGCUUCAUUCUCCUUUAUUAUCCACCAAAAGCCUUUAAUACCCGAGGUUUUUAUGUAGUGAUUUUUUUUUGUGCAUUUCAGGGUGUCGGGGUGUUCGGUUGGCUGGUGGUGGGUGAAGGACUGCCAACGGUUCGAGUUCUGCCAGUUCAGCGCUGUCAGAAGCACUGCAGCUCUUUCAACCUGUGGCUAACACCUGGAGACAUGGGUAACGACCAAAACGUCUGUUUUUCACCACAAAAACAAUUAAAGUCAUGAGAAAAAUGGAGAAUCCAGAGUUAUUGAUUUGCUCCAAAGUAAACUUUGGAGUUUAGUAAACUAGGAUAUUUGUAUAUUUUGGUGUGAUUUUCCUGCCUUUCUGUCUGAUGCCUUCAUAUUACAGACCACUGAGAACUUUCAGCUGAUGAAAGUGAAGAUUCAGUCUUAUGACUUUAACUUUUAUCAGCUGAAACCACAAACUAGAUUAACUGCAUCAUUACAACAGCCUUUGAAUAUUUUCAGAAACAAGUUUUUCUUCUUCAGGCUUCAAAUGAAGCAGACACUUUGAAAGCAUCUCGCUUUAAUUGACAGCAUCUGUCUCCAGCUCUGAAAAACAGAUCUGAUCCCUGAAUGUGCUGCUCUCAGUGUGACUCAGCCUCAGGUCAGAAAGAUUUUCACAUGUUUCCUCUGACCUUUAACCCUACAGUGUACGCCGACCCUCGUUAUUGGCAGAUGGAGCUGUUCCCCGGUCGAGGACAGAACAUCAUCUGUGACGGGUCGGCUUUUUAACCUUCAGGAUCAGCCGAGUGUCGGAGGGCUGAAUAUGGAACUUGGGCUGAGGCGUUCUUCAGAGCUACUCACUCUUUCUGUGGCUCAGCCCACUGAUGCCUUAUAACCCUGUCUGGUAAAACUCCUCCCAGUGUCCUCAGAGAACUGGAAACCACUGCACACAUGACUUCAGCUCUGAAUACAGAAACCUCUCGCAGGUUUUUAAGGGCGGAAGUCAGAGGAACGUUUUCACUUUGUCUCCACAAGAGCAACAUCAGGCUUAUAACUCUGCAGCGCUCAGAUGUUCUGGAUGUUCAGUGCUCGUGCCAUAGCUUCAAGCUGAACUCUAACAAGUUAAAAUGAUGAACAGAAGAUACCGAUGGUCAUUGCCGAUCUUGUUGAUCUCAGUCCCCUGAAACCAUCUUUGAUUCUGUCUGGUCUCUGCUGUUGUGUUUAUUUACAUCCUUCUCCUUGAAUUCCAGCCAGCAAGAACCUCAUAGACAGGGUUAAAAACAGGAAUACUAUCAUUUUGACCCAGAGACAGUCACACCCUGAUUGGCCAAAUCACAAAAAAAUCCCAGAUCAGUGAUCAGUCCUAGAAGUUAAGACUUAUAACUUACAAACUUAAAGCUCCCGUGAGGAGUUUCUAUCUGGUUAUGAAACCCUGAAAUGAAUUAAUAACCUUGUGAUGACCUACAAAAGUAAACACAAUCAUCAGCAAUGGGAUAAGUUGUUUCUGGAUCUUUCAUGUUUAAGGGAUGUGAAGCAGAAAUGGAAAUGUUAAUGAUCAACUUGUUAUAAAAGUUUGAUAUUUCCAAUGACAAGAAUAAUGUAAGAUGCGUCUUUUUUCCCCCUAAAUCACAAGAGCCUUCGAUUCCACAGCAACAUAACACAUGUCACCAUCUAACCCUAACCCUAGCUUUGGAAUAGGGCUGUUGGGUUGUGAUUUAAAAGCACCGUUUUAAAACUUUUCCACAGCAGCGAUUCUCACUGAGUGAAACGUUUGACUGUUUAAAGGGAAGCAGGGUGAACUUCUGAUUAAAACACUUUUUAAACACGUACAGAUCAAAUUCAGAAAAGAGGUAAGAUGUCCCACUCUGCCCAAAAGCAUUAAAAUCUAAACAAACUAAAAGUCCCUCACAGCACAGAGAUAGAUUUUAUUUAUAACCUGACAUGUAAAGAUGAUGUCAGAUCAGAGUUAGAACUCUAUAUUUAGUCAAUUAAAUCAAAUAAAAAGAGUUUAUUACUGUGUGUAACUGCUGAAGGAACAACAGCUUUUAAGGAGGACUCACUAGUUUCUGCGGUGCACUCUGGGAAAUUUCUGUCAUGUGAUUCUGGUGUGGGGACCUCCUGGAGGUUUGGGCCUUCAGUUUUGUUUUCUGCUCUUAUCUGUUUGUUCCUUGUUGGGAAAGUUCAUCCCAAACUGAAGUUAUUUUCCUUCAGUUUUCAUGUUGGUGACGAGGCAAAAAUCUCUGCAAUAAAACCAGGAAACUUCCUCAAAUUAAACCAGUAUCACUCGAUUGUAAAGUUAUGAAAGUUAAAGUUUUUGUUUGGUAUUUUAAUUUGUAAUUUGGGUAAACUGAGCCUUUAAAACCUGUCACUGCUCAAACAACCAACCAGCAUUACAGCACUGUAGUUUAUUUUCAGCUUCAUCAGGAUCAGCUCCAGAUGGUUUCCUGAACUGUUCUUUUAUUGAUCAAAUGAUGAAGCUGCUUCUCUAAUUCCAGUGUCUUUAUUUAUUGUUAUGAUUGUAUGUAUAUAUAUGUUCAAGCCAUUAAUUUUAAUAACAUUGAUGUGUUGUAAUGUUAUUUGAUGAGUACCGACAGAAGUUAACAUCUGAUCAGCUGCUACUUUUCCUGCCCAGCGGAGGAUUUAGAUUUUGUCUCUAAUCUGGUUCUUGUGGGUCUGUGAAGAGUCCGAAUGAAUCUGAAGAGGUUUGCCAAAGUUAAUGCCUGUCAGAUCAUAGUAUAAACAGACGCUCUCUCUUUUUGGUCCUCAGCGCUCACCAGAGAGGAAGUCAGACAUUGGAUCAUGUGAAGUGGACGCUCUGCGUAGAAAUGUCAUAGUUUUAUGAGAAAAUUAAAACUUGUCAUGUAUUUGCUUCCAUCUGUUUGGGGUGUUUGUGUUGAUUUAUUUAAACGGUGUGAAUGUU
Xyrichtys novacula (pearly razorfish) is the source of this 13894-nucleotide messenger RNA. The record is from the annotation of a GenBank genome assembly. NCBI's taxonomy places the organism in Eukaryota, Metazoa, Chordata, Actinopteri, Labriformes, Labridae.